UUUGCUUUACUUUUUAUUUGUUGCAAGAUCUCGUGCUUGGUAUUAAAAAUAUUUUCACCCUUUUUCGCACAUAACAGACACGCCUUUCAGCCUCUUUUCACGAGACACGCUCGAGCGUGACUCAUAUUCUUGAUUAUCGUGCGAUGCACGGCUGACACGAUUUGUCGUACGUACUUACACUGGCUAGUAGCGGAGAAACGUGGAAAGUCCCACGAUCGUUAGUCAGAAAGUAACUGCUGCGAUGAUUCGUAAUCGUGAAAGAAAGUAAACUGGAACGCCUUUCCGUGAGAUUUUGCGACGACUUCGCGACUUUGCGCUUUUUGACUUCUGACUCGAAUAACAAACGGUACAAUUAUUAUUCGAGUCUGCCGGCUCAAUAAAAACUCCGCAAUGAAAUAAAUUUAUCGGAUUAAAUAAUGGAAUCUUCUAUCGUUGAUUUAUUAGCUUAUCUUAUUUUUUACAAAGAGAGAGAGGGAAGAAAAAAAAGAAUUAUAUGUCAAUAACUAUUCAUUUGUUUAUUCAUUUAUUUAUUUAUUCAUCUUUGAAUCCGAUGCGUUAAGAAACAAUUUGCAAAUAAUAAAAAUCAACUCGCGAUUCAAAUGAAAUCGUACGUCCUUAACAUUUCGUUCGCUUUUAAUAAAUAAUCUCAUUCGAUAUCAGAAUAGUUCGAAUAGUUUUUAAUAAAUUUGUACUGUUACAUAGCAAGAAUCCUUACAGGUGUUUUGGCAGUACUACUUUCGGUGUUCUCAGAAUCGAGCUUGUUCCACUUAAGAAUCGUUUUCGUUGCCAACAUGGCCCUCUUUGCAAACAUUGCCCGCGUGAUACAGUCUUUGAUAAUAAUAAGACUGUCGUAUAGAUAUAUAGUAAAUUCUAAAGGCACGUUCGUAAUAUAAAGAUACGAUCGUGUUUGAAGGUAAAGUAAAUAAGUGAAAAGAAAGAAAAAAGAGAGAAGGAAAUAAAAGAAAAAGAAAAAGGAAGAAAGAGAGAAGAACAAAGGAAAAAAAUAGCGAAGAGAAUCCUUGCUCGUCGUUUAGAUGCUUAGAAAAAAGAAAAAAGAAAAAAGAAAAAAGAAAAAAGAAAAAAAAAAGAGGAAAAAAAAUACUUCUUCGUAGUUGUCGCAGAAUAAUGAACAAACGAUUCGAUUAUCGUAACAAAACUAGUCGUUUAAUGAAUCAUAUCGUUUUACGAUCACGUCUUCUACCGAUUCGCGAAGGCGUUUACUCGAAGGUCAGAACAACUGAAAUGAUAUCGAACGAUCGAUUUAACGACGCCAUUGUCGGGAACGUAAUUCAUAGUUUUAUUACUGUGCUAGAAUAGAGACAUCGACGAUUUGAAGUUGCAUCGUUUAGCGGGCGUACGAGUCUCAUUGCAAUUUGCAAGAGAAUUACGUACCUUUUCCUCUUUUUUCUUUUAUUUUUUUUUUCCUUUUUUUUAUUUUUUUUAUUUUUUUUUUUUUGAAUAAAUUAUACAUCAAUGAUGAUAAUAAAAAGAUUUCCAGGUAUUCUUCGAAGAAAUAUAAUAAGUAUGUUUUUAUAAAAACAUCUAAAGAAGGAAAAGCUUCUCGUCGAAAAGAAAAAGAAAAGGAAAGAAAAGAAGAAACAAAAGUGAAUGACUUUCGACCUAAAAACUAUCUGCAAAAUUAUUGGCCAUAUCGUUCGGUUUAUCUUCUCCUCGCCCUUUCCGACAAAACUUUUACAAUUCGUCUUAAUGACCAAUGCAAAUAUAAACCAUUAGUUCUCGUUGGGCUCGUUUCUCUACUAUUUGUCUUUAUAGUUCUGUCGUUUGCUAAUCCCCUGCAUUUUUUCUCGUAAAUUCUAAGUGUUUCUGUGGUACUAUCUAUAUCUACCUAUCUAUUUAUCUAUCUAUUUAUACAUACGUAAAUACAUACACACACACACACAUAUAUAUAUCUGUUCUCUUAUCUUUUUCUUUAUAGUAGUCUUUCUUGUAUCCAGGUUAAACCGAAAAAAGAAAAGAAAGGAAAAGAGAGAAAGAAAAAAAAAAGUCUAGACUAGACCAUUGAAGUAACCCAUACAAUCUUGAAUGGCGUCAAUGGAGAUCGUAAAGUCCAUUACCGGAGCGUGCUGGCUCCAGCGUCAAUCUAAUCGUUGAUUGACAGAACAUCCUAGACGAGAGAAGAAAAUUGUGUUGUGGAAAUUUCUGAAAGAAGCGAGAGAGAGAGAGAGAAAGAGAGAAACAGAGCGUAUAUCUUUCUAACUGGGUCAAAGAAAAUCGAUAAGACGUUACGGAAAUUAAAUAUGAAUGCACGAAGGUUGUUCGAAAGAAAGAAAGGAAGGAAGAAAGAAAGAAGAAAAAGAAACAAAGGAUAAAAAAAGAAGAGAAAAGGAAUCUUUUUUCUUUUUUCUUCUUUUUUCAAAAACACGAAAAAGAAAUGUAUCUGCAAGAUUUUUCCAUGAGCGUAGUUUAGUGCCGUGCAAGCGAGUUGCCAAUAAAAUUGCAAUCUAUUGCAAAACAUUUACUUCUGGUUUGCUUUCGUCACAUCGAUAUUAUAGUAUACUAUAUGCGAAAUUUGAGAAGGAUUGCAACAUUACAAAAUUACUUAGGCACGUACUUACAUCUCGAAGAGGAGAAAAGAGGGAAGAAAGAAAGAAAAAAAAAAAGGAAGGAAGAAAAAAUUAUAAUGAUUGAUCGUAAAUCUUAAAUAAAUGUUAUCUUCCUUCUAACUGAAUACCAAAAACAUAAAUUUUAUUAAUAAAUAAAUGCGUGCGUGCGUACGUGCACGUGUGUGUGUGUGUGUAUAUAUGUAUAUGUAUGUAUAUAUUUUUUACAGAGAAAAAAAGAGACAACGAGGAUAGAAAGUAAUUCCAAGCUCGUAAUAAUCGAGACGUAAAAAACAGUUUGAAAGAUCAUCGUGAUCAUUAAUCAAGACGGAUAUCGAAAGUGAUUGAAAUGACUAAAUUAGCACCGUCCUUGCGUCUAUUUCCGUGCGUUAAUUACGAGCCAGUAGGUAUAUUCAUACAUACAUACAUACAUACAUAAAUAAAUACGUGCAUACUCACGUACACACACAUAUCCAAACAUAUAUAUUCAUACAUACAUACAUACAUAACUCGUGUGAUGUAACAGCGAUCCACAGAAAACAUUUAAAAGUGAUGUUUUACGAUCGAUCUAACGCACAUGCGAGAUGAACAAUAAAAAAAAAAAAAGAAAAAAAAAACAGAAAAAAAAGAAGAAAUAAAAACAGAAGGAGAGAAAAAAACAAUUCCAUUCAGUAUGGAAAUAUCUAUUAUUUCUAUUAAUCAAUUUUGAAAUCGCGAUCGCGAUCGGUGGAAUGAGUGGAAGAAAAAGAGAAAAAAGACAGAAUAAAUAAAUAAAUAAAUAAAUAAAUAAAUAACUACAUAAAUAAAUCAAUGAACAAACAAAAUCGAUGCAAUUCGAUGCAUCGACAAAGUUUAAUCUUUGUGGGUGUAUAAGAGAUAUAGGUGACGAACUCUUUUUCGCGAGGUCGUUCUGUUAUUCUUAAAAGGUCGACUUAUAAAUCAUUCAUAAGCGACUUGUGUAACGAGUCGUGAUUAAUUACUAUUAUCUCUCUUUCUCUUUCUCUUUCUCUUUCUUUCUCUAUCUCACACACAUACAUACACGCAUAGAAAUACAUAUGUAUGAGAUAGAAAAAUCGGUGAGAGCAACCGUGUGAAACAUAAGGCAGGCCCAACGUUUCUUCUCGCUUUUCUCGUCUAUCAAACUCGACGUUGAAGCUAUCAUCUCUCGGCUGACUAAUUAUCACAAGUCCGAGACGAAUUAAGUACGGUCAAAAGUUGUACUCAGGAUGUAAGGGAUGUAGCAAAGAUCCAAACGAGCUUAUCUUUGCCCUCGAUCUCUUCUCCUCAUCCUUCUCCUCGUCCUCCUUCUCUUCUCUUCUUCCUCUCUUUCUUCCUUCUCUUCCUUCUUUUGCUUCUUAUUCCUCUUCUUCUUUUUCUUCUUCAUCUUCUUCUUGUUCCUCUUAACUUAACGUUUCUCUCUUUACCGGCAGGAUGCAACUAACAUAAGCACGUUUCAAAGACGAUGGGCGAUUUCUUAUCUCUUGUCAUUAAGCCUCUUGCGACGUUAUUUGCAUUCGCUUGCUACAGAAUGUUUGCGUUAACCGAUUUCGAAUCGAUUAGAUUCGAGAAGGAUGGACUUGAUAUGAAAUAUGUAUAUGUAUGUAUGUAUGUAUGUGCAUGAAUACAUGUACGAUAAGAAAUCAAUUGAGAAUAUAACGUUGAUUUAUAAAUAAACGAACGAGACGAUCGAAGAGAAAAUGUUUCUAUCGAAACGAUCGAAAACGUUAUAAUCGGAGAAAGCGAAGAGGAGAGAAAGAAGGGUUAUUAUCGUCGACGAAAAAAAUAAAUAAAUAAUUAAAAAAAGAAAAGAACAGGAAGUCAACGUGAAAGGUUAGACGUAAGAUUUCUAUGCAGUAACAAUUGAAAAAUGAACAAAUAUAAAUAAAGAAAAAAGGAUCUUUCCUCGACUUCUGCGUGGUUCAAGAGACGCAGUGAAAGAGAGACUUCUUCUCGAAGAGGAACUACGUAUAAAAAGAAACAUAAAUAAACGAAUAAAGAAAUAAAAAAUAAGAAAAGGAAAAAGAAAUAAAAUAAUACUAAUAGUAGAGGUUAACGUUUAAUGGCGAAAGUCAAGAAAGUAACCGUCGCGCUACAGAGCGAGGUUAACAACGAAGAAGAUUGGCAAGAAUUGUUAGAACGGCCAGGUCUUAUAGUAGUUGACGUUUAUUCCGAUUGGAGUGGACCUUGCGUAGCUAUGAUCGGUAUCCUACGAAAAAUCAAAAUGGAGAUUGCAGGUGAAGCGAUAAACUAUGCGAUUGCUAAGAACGACGAGAUCGAAGAUCUUCAAAGAUUUCGUGGUUUGAGCGAACCAGUAUGGAUGUUUCUUCAAAAUGGUAAAAUGGUUAACCUGAUAUUCGGUGCUGACGCACCGGUAUUGCAAAAAAAAUUGUUGACCGAAUUCCGAAGGGUUCAGGAGGACAUAUCGCCUUCUUGGGAAAUUUCUCCUAGUCAACGUGGUCCCAAAGAAGACGCACGAUGGCAAAAGGAGGAAGCCGUAAGGAAAUUGAUCGAGGAUAAGGAGAGAGAAGAGAAAGAGACUAAGGAGAAGGAAGAAUACGAAAGGUUUAUGGGACAAAUGACGUUGGAACUUAGCGAAUUGAUGAUCGUUGUUAUGUAUCCAUGGGUAUUUAAGGAUAGUCAAGGGAAUCCAAAGAUCAAAAUGCAAUGUCUACCUUAUACGGAAUUGGUACGUGAUCUACUCCGACAAUUAUACGAUGUUCAAGAGGAAUUAAGGAUUCAACUUGACGAGGAUAGUAUAAAGAAAAUGUUCGUCGAGAGUAACGUCGUAAUUAACGACGAACUUAUAACAGGCUUGACCGAUGGCAAAUGUAUGGCUAUUAGAUUGAAAGCUAGACCACCGCCAACAGAUUGGCCUGUUCCUUAUCCUUACGUAUGCUUUGACGAUGUACCACCUGAAAAUUGUCCUGUAAGAGCUAUAAACGACGUUGAAAUCUUUUUUCACGAUUUGUUAGAGACUCAAUCACAUAGAAAAACCAUUGUUGGUGAUUUGUUCAAAAUGCCAAGAGAUUCGAUAAGUGGUACAUAUAUGGAAAGAUAUUUUUACGAAUACGAGGCUGAUCCAGAAGACGAAGAAGAUACAGAUAGAAUCGAUCCACCUAUUUGGGCACCCUCUAAUGUAUUCAUAUUUAUUUCUGACAUUCUUACGUUCUUCGUUUUAUACGAUGCAAGAAGUAAAGUACACGCUUUCCUAACACUAUUCCCAGAAUACAUGGCCGAGAAUCAUCAUUACGAAGUACCAAAACCACCAGCCCCUUUUUGUGCCUUUAAAUAUCAUGCCAAAAAGCUUGAAGAUUUGAAAAAUAGCGUUGACAGUUAUUCAGAAGCCGUUAUAUAUUUUGGUGCCUUUUUGUACGACGAUCCUCUCUUGAUACGAAAGAUUGCUGACAAUAUUGAAGAGUUUAAAAAAAAAGUACCGAAAGCAACGACAGAGGUCUUCAUAGUUAUUAUCCGAAAGAUAAACGAAGAAGUUUUCUUAGGAUUUGCUGGAAUCAAUCCCUAUUAUGCCACUGAGAACGAAGAUGAGGUAAAAAAAGUGAUCGCCAUUUAUUUCUCAGAGGAAAAGGAGGUUAUUGAAGAUUAUUAUUACGCGGCAGAAGAGGACGUGGAGGAAGAAUAUUACGAAGAAAACGUUUAUUAUUAGCUUAGAACGAAGGAAAUGUAUGUCUGUGCCGGUGUAAAAAAAAAAAGGAAACAUAUAUAUGGAGGACAGAAAGACGUGUAGAUUCGUUUUUACACAUGGCAGUAAGUGCACAUUCGUCGAUUAGCUCGAUAUCAUCAUCGAUAAGAUCACAAAAAUAAUAAUAAUGUGAGAAUGAAAUUUAUGACUCUUAGAAUUGCGAGUGGGUGGCACGUUUAAAACAUCAUCGAAAAUGAAUACUCAUGAUUAUUCCAAGGUUAAAAAUCUGUAGACAUUUUUAUCGAAUUGAAUAAGCUACGAAUGUGUGUCGAUCUGCACAUACAUACAUAUAUAUAUAUGUGUGUGUGUGUAUAUAUAUAUAUAGAAUAGAAGCUAAUAAAUAAAAUGCAAACUCCUUAAAGUAUAGUCCUUUUCAUUCAGAAACUUGAUAGUGACUAAUCUUUUAUCGUUUGGAUUGACCCAAACAAUUAAACCAUUAACCAUUUCAGACUUCUACCGUGCAUAUAUAUUAAAUUAUCGCGCCAAUCGACCAUUUUGAUUUAUAUUUUUAACCUUUCGAUUUGUAUGACAUUACAUUUUAUUGUCUAAACUCGAGGGGAAAGGGGAAACUAUUGUAUAUAUAUAUUUUUUGGAUCCAUACUUUUGUAAUGAUUUAUACAAUAUUUCAUAUUUCUUUUUUUCUUUUUCU
Messenger RNA from Vespula vulgaris, 6907 nucleotides. RefSeq lists its product as uncharacterized. The record is from RefSeq and is a predicted model, not a curated record. NCBI's taxonomy places the organism in Eukaryota, Metazoa, Arthropoda, Insecta, Hymenoptera, Vespidae. Bases 4621 to 6222 code for a protein of 533 amino acids. The transcript has 5 exons.